AUGGCCAAAUCACUCGAGGAUGUGAACACCACGACACGGGCCGUCGGAGGCAUGGAAAGUACAGAACAGAUGCUGGAGGUUGAUGACAUACCAUCUUCAAUUUCCUCACAAGACCCUCCAAAUGGAGGACUUAGAGCAUGGCUCCAUGUUGUUGCCAGCUUCUGUAUCUACUUCAACAGUUAUGGUAUUAGUAACAGCUAUGGUAUUUUCCAAACUUAUUACACAGAGCAUCUAGGGUUUGCUGCACCAAAAGCGGCAGCCAUCGGAUCUGUACAGAGUUUUCUAAUGUUUUUCGGCGCUUUCGUGGCCGGACCACUGUACGACGCUGGCUACUAUCGUUAUGUCCUUGUCACAGGAUCCAUACUCAUAACUUUCGGUACAUUUAUGCAAAGCAUCAGCACACAAUUGUGGCACUUCGUUCUCUCACAAUCAAUAUGCAUUGGCUUGGGAGGCGGUAUCAUAUCCAUGCUGGGCACAUCAAUGCUCUCAACAUACUUCACUUCCAAGUUACCUAUCGCAAGUGGCAUAGGCACCACAGGAAGUGGUAUUGCUGGUAUUUUACUUCCCGUACUUUUCAACAACCUUCAGCCCAGAAUCGGCUACGGCUGGACUGUUCGUGUCUUCGGAUUCAUGAGUCUAGCGACUCUUUUGGUCCCAGUACUCGUGAUGAGGGCUCGUGUCGUCGCUGAGAAAAAUCGCACGAUAAUCGACACGUCCGUCUUCCAAGAUCACCCUUUUUUGAUAUUCGUUACAGGAAAUGUAAUACUCAUUCUCGGUGCCUAUAUUCCCUUCAACUAUGUUGAAUCAUAUGCGGUUGACGAGGAGAUCACCAACACAAAUAUCGCCUUCUAUAUCCUUGCAAUGAUGAACUUCUCGAGCCUUGCCGGCAAAGUGCUUCCAAUGCUGUUAGCCCCUCGCAUCGGGCCUUUUAACCUGCUUCUAUUCUUUGGAGUGGCAACUGGUGCUUCAUCACUAGCGUUGCUUGGUGCCAAAAGCCUGGCAACCGUUAUUGUAGUGUCUGUGAUCUACGCGUUCUUGUGCGGUGCAUUUUUUGCCCUACAACCAGUUGUAGUAAUUGGUCUUUGUCCCGACCCUGGCUUGAUCGGGAAACGAAUAGGUAUGGCAUUUGUCGGUCUUUCCUUGGGGUUACUGGCAACAUCUCCUAUUGCUGGAGCAUUCCAAGAUUCAGUGGGAUUCAAUGGCGUCUGGUUGUGGGCAGGUCUUACGGCUGAAGUGGGCGCUUGUAUCAUGAUAUUCGCUCGUGGCAAAAAGGCCGGUUGGGCUUUACAGACCAAGAUAUAG
Messenger RNA from Talaromyces marneffei, 1302 nucleotides. RefSeq lists its product as uncharacterized. Gene Ontology annotation, molecular function: transmembrane transporter activity. Lineage: Eukaryota; Fungi; Ascomycota; Eurotiomycetes; Eurotiales; Trichocomaceae. The record is from RefSeq and is a predicted model, not a curated record. Gene Ontology annotation, cellular component: fungal-type vacuole membrane. The transcript is spliced from 3 exons. Gene Ontology annotation, biological process: transmembrane transport. Bases 1 to 1302 code for a protein of 433 amino acids.